Linum tenue is the source of this 1295-nucleotide messenger RNA. The record is from the annotation of a GenBank genome assembly. Lineage: Eukaryota; Viridiplantae; Streptophyta; Magnoliopsida; Malpighiales; Linaceae.
GCUGGCUUUGUUAGGUGGGGGAAUAGGUUGCAAAAAGGUCACGUUUUUUUUUUUUUUUUGUAACUUAAAAGAGAAAUACAAAAUCGAUAAAAGGGGGAAAACGCAUUAACCCCUUCUGGCUCCGGUAAGUUGAAUUUCAAAUCGAUCCGCACCUCUGUUCGCCGGCCAGCAGAAGAUCACCAACUCCGAUUCCGGGCGGCAAGGCAUUCAUCGAACUCAGUCGUUACGAACAUUGGCAAGCCUCCCGUCUUCUUAUAGCUACAUCCAUCUCUCGUCCGCUGAUCGCCUUAAUCGGGCGACUGUUGAUUGAGAUCUCGGAUAAGAAAGAAGCAAAUAAAUUGAACGACGUGAUUUCCAUGGGCGAUUCCCCGGGUUCCGAGUCGAAGACCGGCGUCGACGCGGCUAGAAUGGGGGAAGUUAAGGCGUGGCUCGCAUCUCAAUUCGAGGCGAUCGGGAAAGAAGUUCCCGAUUUCGAGUACACGCCUCGCACCAUCGCUCAUUUCCACGAUUUGGCUACCGUCUCUCAGGCCAAGACCAAGGCGGCGAACAUCGUCGCCGCUGAUUUCCGCCAGAAAGCCGCCGAGUACCGUGCUCAAGCUGCUAGGGUUAGAGAGAUAUUGGAGCAUGUGGGACUAGCACAAGAGAGUUUGCCUUCCAAUGUGGUGGGUUCGGCUCAAGUUCUGGCAAAUGUGGCUAACUUGUUGAACAUAAGAGACACUGAACUAAGCAGUUUUCUAGUAGCAGCUGCUGACAUUUCCUUGAGGAAGACCGGUGUAGAGGAAAAGAGGGCUAAAGUAAGGAAUGACUCCAAAGUUCUGCUGGAGUAUACGCGAAAGGCAAUUUCAAGGCUUACCUAUUUAAAAAGAACCCUUGCACAGCUUGAGGAUGACAUUGCCCCUUGUGAGGCUCAGAUGGAUAAUUGGAAGACCAAUUUGGCAGUAAUGGCAUCGAAAGAGCGACAGUAUUUUCAACAACAUUCCAAUUACAAGGACAGCGACUUGUAUCUCCUGUUCCUCAUCUCCCAGAUAUUACUUCCAUUUGCAGCUGUUGUGGCGCUUCUCAACCGUGUAGGCUACACGCCGGAGAUCAACCACCGGGUUCUGGUCGAGUUAGCCGAGCACAGAAAGGAGCUCGAAAAGGAGACCAAACCCAUCUUGGAUACAUUGAGGAGUUACCAGGACUUGCCCGCGGACAAAGCACUGGCGGCACUGGCAAUCGAGGAGAAGAAGCGACAGUACGCCGCAGGGGAGAAGUACCUCGGAGACUUGGUCCAGGCCCUCGCAAUGCAACCGUGA